Messenger RNA from Dama dama (fallow deer), 737 nucleotides. Its product is annotated as group IID secretory phospholipase A2-like. NCBI's taxonomy places the organism in Eukaryota, Metazoa, Chordata, Mammalia, Artiodactyla, Cervidae. The transcript has 4 exons. Bases 37 to 477 code for a protein of 146 amino acids. Gene Ontology annotation, biological process: lipid catabolic process; arachidonate secretion; phospholipid metabolic process. The record is from RefSeq and is a predicted model, not a curated record. Gene Ontology annotation, molecular function: phospholipid binding; calcium ion binding.
UUCCAGCAGCCGGCUCCACUGCUCUGUGCUGGGAUCAUGGACCUUUCCCUCCUCUGCACACUGGUGGUCUUCGCUGGUGUGGUUCCAGCCGAGGGCGACAUACUGGACCUGAACAAGAUGCUCAGACAAGUGACGGGGAAGACCCCCGUCUUCUUCUACAUGUCCUACGGCUGCUACUGCGGAUUUGGUGGCCAAGGCCCACCCCGAGAUGCCACGGACUGGUGCUGCCACGAACACGACUGCUGCUACCGUCACCUGAGAUCCGACAACUGUGACAUCGGCUUCAAGCACUACCACUACACCUUUUUCCGGGGGAAAGUCCACUGUUCCACCAAGGGGAGCAGGUGUGAGCAGCAGCUGUGUGCCUGUGACAAGACAUUGGCCUACUGCCUGCAGCGGAACCUGAACACCUACAAGAAUGACCUGCGUUAUCUGUCCAGCUGCGAGGGCGAGAUCCCCGAGUGCCAGACCCUCUAGCCUGUCCCUCAGCAUCUUGAGCUCUGGGGAAGACCCCUAGGACCACUGGCCACACUCCCAACCCCAGUCUGGCGCCUUUAAAGCACUCCCGGGAAGAGGAAGGGUAUUAGCCUCGCCCCUAGCUCCCACAUGCCUCUUGGACCUUCUGAAUCUCCCCAGCUGUCUCCUCUGAGGGUGGAUUGAGAUCUUAGGAAAAACCAAGGCCCGGAAGGAGCCAGGGGAGAGUGUUUGGGCCAAAGCGGUGGGCACUGGGGGAGGGG